This is a messenger RNA of Aphanomyces invadans, 669 nucleotides long. RefSeq lists its product as hypothetical. The transcript has 4 exons. Bases 42 to 527 code for a protein of 161 amino acids. NCBI's taxonomy places the organism in Eukaryota, Oomycota, Saprolegniomycetes, Saprolegniales, Verrucalvaceae. The record is from RefSeq and is a predicted model, not a curated record.
CGACGGAUCGGUCAGAGCACGAACGACUGCCGCCGACGUCGAUGGCUGAAGCGACGUCCUUCGCCCACUCCCAUGGGAACCCACCUAGUAACAAUGACGACAGCGCGUUGUCAUGGAACGAGAUCCUGCGCGUGCAGAACCUCAUCGAGCGAUGUCUCCAGCAAUCCAUGUCUAAGGCCGACAUCGUCCAUGCGUUGCAGGCACAAGCGAACGUCGACCCCAACUUCACAAGAACUGUGUGGCAAAAGCUCGAGGAGCAGAAUCCGUCCUUCUUCGAGGCGUACACUCUGCAUUUGACGCUAAAAGAGCAAAUUCUCACCUUCAACUACCUCGUCAACCAGCAGCGUGAGAAUGUGGCAGCGACUCCAGCCGCCACCGCGACGUCGUCCUCCGACCGUCCCCAACCGUCCUGUCCCUCCAACCACCAAGGGCAGAACAACGCCCGUGGGACAUCGCUGUCGUCGCACAUGGCGCCGAUGCUAUCCCCCAUCAAGACCGACUUGGACACAUGCGCUUUCUUCACUUGAAGCUGCGGCAGGUCGACAUAAAAUCAAAUCGGUUGUCUCCCCUUAAAUAUUUGUCAAAGUUGAGAAAUAUUCUUGAAUCCACGUAGAUAUUUUAAAAAAGGACGAGUCGAUAUAUCACGACAUCAAUUCAUUGACUUCUCUC